AUGGACGAAGAGCGGAAGUUAAUGUUAGUCGGAGACGACGACCGAGUCAAAUCUUUUUCUUGGGAAUCUGUCACACCCGACGGUUCCCGCUUGGGGAAUCCAAAGCCUGUUCACACAUUGAAGGCGUCCAGUCAUCGCGGUCCGAUCGCCAUACUCCCCAAUGGGCGCAUUCUCCGUGCAGGUCCUGGGUCUGCUCUUAUGUGGGUCAUCGACGAUCUCGAGAUACAUGGUCCCAACCGUGCUCGUAUCGGCCGAGGAAAGUAUUCUACGCGGGACAGCUGGCGCGACAACGACGACGAUUCCAUAGAACUAUCGAAUGGAAGUCAGCCACAUGGAACUGUCUCGUUCUCUGAGACCACGCUACGGCCUUCCAUGUGGCGUCUCCAUCGCCCAAGCGGUGGCAUGUUAUUCGCUGAGUGGAAUUUAAGCAUCAAGAAGUACUCGUGUGGUCUGCUGGAUCUGGAGCACGGUGGGCGGAUUGCCACUCGCUUCAUUGGAUUUGGUGGCUUUAUAUCAGACAUGUCUAUCAGCGACGCAAAUCUGAACCUGUUUGCUACUUCCUGUAGUGAUGGAUACGCCAGAUUGUUUGAUGUGCGACAUCCGCUGCCGGCUGUCACUCUCAAUGCUGGGAGCCAGGCUGACAUCUAUUCGGCGGCGUACCCAGAUGGUAUACCUACUGUGUUCACCGGAGGACAUAAAAUCCAGCAGAUAAGGAUGUGGGAUAUCAGAGCAGGCGCAAUUGUUUACGAACUAGCGACGGGGAACAAUGAGGUUACCUCGUUGGCUUGGGAUCCCAAACACGCAUCUCUGUAUGCUUCUAUGGAAUGCCCGGGCAUCGACCGCAUCGGGUACCAUCAUGAUUGUCGAGUCGCGAGAGUACCGAAAUGGGGGGUACUUCAUCCUCAACCUGAGAGCCCCACGAGCAAUAAUCCAACCCGGAACAAGAACGAUGACGACAGCGACUCGGAGCAGGACGAAGACGAGGAUGAAGACGAGGACGAACUAGGACGUUGCUGGCCCGACCGAUCGUACCAUGACGAAAACUACUUUAGGUACUGCUUCGACGCCGGAGAUCAUAGGCUUUACCGCUUUGCUUUCAAACCGAAUGCAGAUCCCCUCAAAUUGCCUGAGUACGGACAAGCCACCUUAGACCAGGGAUACUGGUAG
Fibroporia radiculosa is the source of this 1167-nucleotide messenger RNA. RefSeq lists its product as uncharacterized. The transcript has 3 exons. NCBI's taxonomy places the organism in Eukaryota, Fungi, Basidiomycota, Agaricomycetes, Polyporales, Fibroporiaceae. The coding region runs from base 1 to 1167 and encodes 388 amino acids. The record is from RefSeq and is a predicted model, not a curated record. Gene Ontology annotation, molecular function: protein binding.